ACCAUAAAGUGCUUUUUUGUUAUUUAAUCUACUUGUGGGUUCUUGGCAUAUAAUAAAAAUAUUUUUUUUAAUUACGUUUUACAAUAUUUGUAUUAGAUUAUUUGGCGAAAAUGUUAUUCCUAAUCGAAAAAUUGGAUUAAAAAUUGAUAAAAUACACAAUAUAACAUUAAGUAUUUUGUAAUUGCUGGAACAGAUUGCAGUACAUAUCUUGUGACAAAAGUUUCCAUGUUUUGACCAUUAAGUAUGUCGAGUUAAGAAAAAAAGAAUUUAAUAAACCAUCAAUUGCUACUCAUUGAGCUUUUUAAAAUUGGCUGAUCACUGCCUAUUAUCUUAGCUGACAACUUACCCCAAAGGAUCAAGAAAAUGAUCCAUCAGUAGUCAAAUUUCUUUGGAUUGAAACAAGCACUUUCAAAAACUUUCUUUGAAAACAACCUUGUUUUAAUGUCAUUAGUGACAAGAAGCUUUACACGUUAACUGCUAAUGGAACUUGGUUUUAAAGGUAAAGCGUUAAUAACUUCAGUUUGAGUUAUUGCUUUCAAAAUAAAAAGAAGAGUGGUUCCAAUAUUGGUGGGUAAGGAGAUGGAACCACACUAAAACCACAAACAAUGUUAUCUCAUUGGUCCAGUGUUACAUCAGUCAGACCUGAGGGUACUAAAGAUUGACUUUCUUUGCUCCAAAAUCAAUGGUUGCUUCCAUUUUUAUUGGUGCGGUUGCUUAUGUCAGAAAUACAGAACAGACAACCAUUGGAAAAAUCCAGAGUACGCACGUUAAAUGACGCAACAUUUCUUUGUCUAAUUACAAAUCAAAGAAAAAAGCAAUAAAGAAAUAAAACAAUCAACAAAACACCUCAGAAACUAAAUUAUUUUAUGCUCUUUUACUACUGAUUAAUAUUAUUUCUGUUAUGCUAACAUUGAUAUAAUCAAUAGGCCUAUCCAAUCCAGAAUGUUCUAUUUAUUAAUAAAGCACCACAUCCAGGACACUGAGCUGUAAAAUAAAAGUAUAGUAUACAAAACUCAAACAGAAAUAAAGCAGGCAAACAAUUUUAUUAUUUUUUUUAGCUUUCUAAAAUAUUAAAUAAUUCUUAGCCAAUAUAGUGAGGGGUUUACCUGGUCAAAAAGGUCCAGCAAAAUUAUGUGUAGCAUCAUUUUUAUCUUUUUGGAGACAAGCAAUAUAAGAAUUUUGGUGAUUCACAUACUGUUAACUUUUUAUCACUAUUUUUAUUAUUUUUUAACCUUUUAUUUAAUAUAACUAAUUGGAAUGCCAGUUGUUAAAAAAAUGUUUUCAAUUAGAAAUAAAAAAGGCCUACAAAAAAAUAAAACUACAGUAAAAUAAAUCCUAUUUUGUCAGUUAAAAUAGCAAUAAUUAAAAAUUACAAAUUUUACAAUAUUUAGAUGAGCUUUCGAAACAUUUUACAUUUAUAAAAUAAUACAAAAUAAAUUCAAUUCAAUAUUCCGACCCCAUUUAAUAAGCAUUAAUCCAUAAAUACAUAAUGAAAAUAAAUACUAUAAUUUUAUGAUCUAUAAUUAUAUGAGAAAGAUUGAGGGAAUCUACGGUGGCCCUGAAGUGCAAAUCACAUUAACAAAAAAAAAAAAAACUUUUCAGAAAAGAAUCGGAUUCCCCUUACUUCUGUUUAUAUGAACUGCAUUUCCCAGAAGUCUCUUGUGUAACCUCGCGCUCUCAACUUCCUGUUUGAGUGCGGCAGCUGGAAAGAUGGCAGCUGAAAGUGGGAGAUACAAGAGCUCUGUCAACAAAAACAAAGACCCUUCUGGUCUUCUUAUCUCUGUCAUCAGGACUCUGUCCAGCAGUGAUGAUGUUCAGGACAGGGAGACAGAGAAAAGUCGUCUGGAAGAGGCCUUUGAGACGUGUGACAGAGAUUUGGAUAAACUGAUUGUUCAGCAUUAUGCGGAACUUACAACUGCAAUCCGAACCUACCAGAGCAUCACAGAGCGCAUCACCAGCUCCCGCAACAAGAUCAAACAGGUCAAGGAGAAUCUCUUGUCUUGUAAGAUGCUGCUCCACUGCAAAAGAGAUGAGCUGAGGAAGCUGUGGAUUGAAGGUAUCGAGCACAAGCACGUCCUGCAGCUCCUGGAUGAAAUAGAAAGCAUCAAGCAGGUUCCUCAACGCCUGGAAACCUAUAUGGCAAGCAAGCACUACCUUCAUGCCACAGACAUGCUGGUGACAGCGGUGGAGUCUUUAGAGGGCCCCUUACUGCAGGUUGAAGGGCUCGGGGACCUGCGCCUGGAGCUCCACAACAAGAAGCUCAACAUGCACCUGGUGCUCAUUGAUGAGCUCCACCGACAUCUUUACAUCAAGUCCACAAGUCGCCUUGGACAUAAGAACAAAGACAAAAACGCCCCACGACCCCCUGGAUCCAUUACCAAAGACAUGUCUCCGAUACCUGUGUUGGAGGUCAGCAGUCUGUCAACUCCACGCAAGCUUCUGGAUUCAUCUCAGUACAGCACACCUGGAUCAAGCAGCGUGCGAGAGAUGCAGCAGGAUACGAAGGAGCUAAACCAAGCAGAUCUGCCUGAAGUCGAUCCGGAGGAGAACAGCGCAGAGUUCAUGGGCAUCCUCAUCCGGGCUUUGGCCAAAUUGAAGAAACUCCCUGAAACUAUCAAAGCUAUCAUGGAGCGACUGGAGCCGGAGCUGAAGCAGAUUGUCAAGAGGUCCACCACCCAGAUAGCAGACCAUGCUUACCAGAGGGGGGAGAACCUCGCCCAAGAGAGCCAGCCAAGGCUGCUAUUGGAUCUCCUGGAGCUCCUGUUUGAGAAGUUUAAGGCAGUUGCCCAGGCGCACAGCGUGGUGCUGUCCCACAUGCAGCCGAUUGCCGCGCAGAGUCAAGGGCGAACCCAGGAAGACGAAAUCAAGCUUUAUGAGCAGGCUGACGUAUCUGCCAAAAUCCAGGCAGUGCUGCAGGUGUUGCUCAUGGAGUACCUGGACGUGAAGAACAGCCGCAGUGCCACGGAGCCGUCCGCUCAGCUCUCCUAUGCCAGCACUGGCAGUGAGUUUGCUGCUUUUUUUGCCAAGAAAAGACCACAGCGUGCCAAGCAGUCUCUGUUCAAGUUUGAGUCAUCUUCCCAUGCCAUCAGCAUGAGUGCGUAUCUCAGAGAGCAGAGGCGAGAACUCUACAGCAAAAGUGGAGAAUUGCAAGGUGGUGCAGAUGACAACCUGAUUGAAGGAGGAGAAAUGAAGUUUGUCUGCAAACCGGGAGCCAGGAACAUCACUGUAAUUUUCCAGCCUCUUCUCAGAUUUAUUCAGGAGAUUGAGAAGAACAUGGGGUCGGGUCAAGCCAAGCAGUGUCAGCUCCGAGCUUUCCUCACCUACUACAUCAACGACCUCUUCCUCAAUCAGGUGCGGACAGAGAUCAACAAAGAAAUUGAAGCAGUGAGUAAGAUAGCUGACCCGCUGAAGAUCCUCGCAAGUGCUGACACCAUGAAGCUUCUCGGCGUGCAGAGACCUCUGCUGCAGAGCACAGUGGUUGUGGAAAAGUCUAUCCAAGAUCUAAUGAACCUGAUGCAGGAUCUAAGUGCCUAUUCCAACCAGUUCCUUGAGAUGAUCUGCGACAAACUCAAAGAAUACAAAGAAAUCUGCAACACGGCAUACAGGGCAAUAGUCCAGUGUGAGGAAAAGCUGACCAUUAGUGCAUCCUGGUCUAAAGAUGAGGACAUCAGUCGUCUGCUCCAGUCCCUCCCCAACUGGACAAAUAUGGCCCAACCCAGACAGGCCAGACAGAAAAGAGAAGAUGAAGAGGACUUUACACGGGCUGCUUUUGCCAAGGAGUCCGAGGUGUUGACAGGAAACCUGGGGGACAAGUUAAUCCCUCAGAAUGAGAUUCUACGGGACGUCAGUGACCUGAAGGCUUUAGCCAACCUUCAUGAGAGCAUGGAGUGGCUUGCAGGUCGCCUUAAAACAUUCUUCGCUAAUCUUCCUCAGACUUCCACUGCUUCCCCGUGCUCAGCUGACAGCCAGGUGCUCGGCGAGAGUGAACGCAGCAGGGAGCAGAUUCUUCAGGCUCUCAUCGACCUGUCUCGGGGCUUCCAGGACAUCGCCGACCGCUGUCUCCUGGCUUUGCAUCUAGAGAUCAGGGUGCACUGUUUCCAUUACCUGAUCCCCCUGACCAAGCAAGGAAAUUACGCCAUCGUGGCCAACGUAGAGAGCAUGGAUUAUGACCCUCUUGUAGUCAAACUGAACAAGGACAUCUCAGCUAUAGAGGAAGCCAUGGGAGCCGCCUUGCAGCAGCACAAGUUUCAGUAUAUAUUUGAAGGACUUGGUCACCUGAUCUCCUGUAUUUUAAUCAACGGGGCUCAAUACUUUAAGAGAAUCAGCGAGUCUGGCAUCAAGAAGAUGUGCAGAAACAUUUUUGUCCUCCAGCAGAACCUCACCAACAUCACCAUGUCGAGAGAGGCCGACCUCGACUUUGCCAGGCAGUACUAUGAGAUGCUGUACAACACUUCAGACGAGCUGCUGAACCUGGUGGUGGACCAGGGUGUUCGCUACACGGAGCUGGAGUACAUCAACGCCCUGUCCUUGCUCCACCGCAGUCAGACAGGCGUCGGCGACUUGAGCACUCAAAACACCCGGCUGCAGAGGCUGAAGGAGAUCAUCUGCGAGCAGGCUGCCAUCAAACAGGCCACCAAGGACAAGAAGAUCACCACAGUGUAACCAUGCAAGCAGGAUAGAGGACACAGAUAGAUACCAUCACCUGGAGUUGAAAGAACCAUAAUGCCACCUUUGUCUAACAUAUUUUCUUUCUGGUUGCUUUAAAUUGAAUUAUGUUUGCAAGGUUAAAAAUAGGGACCUUAUGUUAAAAUAAAUUCUUGUUUUAGACUUUAAAGGUGCAAAUGAGUUGUUGGAAAGUUUGUCCUCUCUGUGUCUCCUUACCUGAUUUGAUAGAAGACACUGUGGUGGAGUGUUGACAAAGAUAUACAUCUUUAAUGCUCUGGAUGUGGAGAUUAUAUGUGAGUGUGCUCUGCAGUGACUAACUGGUGACAAGACACACUACUGCAAGCACUUAUUUAAUCAGAUAAUCAAAAUUUUCCUUUCUAGUUAAUAAAAAAGGCACAAGAAAUAGACUCUUAAAGCCAAAUCUGUAAGAGUUAACACUCAUAUCUACAAGGUCACUUUAAGAAACUGGUUUUGACAUGACUUUAUUUAGAUGUUAUUUCAUUUCUUUUUUUUUUUGUUUGAGCUAACCUUUUUCUAUGCUUGGUAGGUUACUGAUUCUGUUUGAAAUUAUAUGUCUAACUGUCUGAAUGAGGCUGCAUUUAUUUUCUGAUUUCACUUGAGAUUGUUUCCUAUUGAUUCCACACACUGGAUAUUAUACAAUAUAUUUGUUGUUAUAAAUCUGUUCAUCAGUCUGCUAUUAUAAAUGACAGUGGAAUAAAAUAAUGUAGCUAUUACAGAGCCCUUAAAGGGACAUAAAAGUAAAAAAAAAAAAUAGCAUUUAGUGCCCACCAGAUAGUUUCUGGUUAGAAAUGACGCUUGGACACCAGAAACUAACUUGCACACCCCUGAAACUAAAAUAUUGCAGACCUAUAACUAUCUGGUGGGCACCUAAAACUAGAAGUAAAAGAAAAUUAGUUCUGGUUUUGGGUGCACACCGGAAAUUAUUUGGUGCCCACCAGAUAGUUUUUGGUUAGAAAUAGAGCCUGUGCACUAGAAACUAACUUCUAUGCCCCCGAAACAAACUGAUGUGCAUGUAAAACUAACAUAUACGCACCAAAUAGUAUCUGUUGUGCACCAGAAACUAUCCUGUACACAAUAAAUAGUAUCUGUUGUGAACCAGAAACUACCUUGUACACAAUAAAUAGUAUCUUGUGUGCACCAGAAACUAGCUUGUACACAAUAAAUAGUAUCUGGUGUGUACCAGAAACUAGCUUGUACACAAUAAAUAGUAUCUGGUGUGUACCAGAAACUAGCUUGUACACAAUAAAUAGUAUCUGGUAUGCACCAGAAACUACCUUGUACACACCAAAUAGUAUCUGGUGUGCACCAGAAACUAACUUGUUGGCACCAUAUAGUAUCUGGUGUGCACCAGAAACUAGCUUGAACACACCAAGUAGUAUUUGGUGCUCACCAGAAACUAACUUGUAUGCACCAAAUAAUUUCUGGUUAGCACCCGUUACUAACUGAUGUGUACCAUGAAGCUGUUUAAUUUUUUUUUUUUUUUAACUUUUAUUUUCCGUUAGGGCCUCUGUAGGAUACAUUUAAAAUACAUUUAAUUUCCCUUUUAACUCUUUUUCAAACAAAUUGGAAAAACAAAACAAAAAAAAAACAUCUUUUUUUAAGGAUUUUUUUUUCUCCAUCGUUUUCAGAUUAAUUUUUGUCAAAUGUUAUACAUCACAUUUGCAUCAAGGCAAAAACAUUUUGGUCACCAUUCUAAUUUUAUAAAAUCAAACUACAAUUGACUGCAUUUGCUUAUCUUUCAGCAGAGUAAACAUUUAAACACAAGGGACUAUCAGGAAUCCUUCCCUUUUUCCUUGCAACCCUCCCUGCCUCCAGUUCAUUAACUUGGGAGAGAGGUAUUUAACAAGAAAAGGAGAGGCGAAUUGGAGCCUUGUCAAUACGGCGGGCGCAGUGCUGGUCUCCCUGCAGCCCACACAGCAAUCCAUCAUAAUGGCACAUAGCCUUGGAUCGAUGGAGAAACAACGGCAAAGCUGCUGAGUGGAUCGUCUACCACUCUGAACGCACUCUAGGUGUGAAAUCUAAAAUCUGCUCAUUCAUCUAUUCAAUCCAGAGCUGCUUUUGUAAAAGGGAACUUCAAUACAAUGGUAACCAAGUGUGUCAUGCCACUCACACAUGCUGGUAAACUUCUAUCUUGCUGCAAAGACGCAAUACAAGUAUGUCCUCAAGGUUUUCUAAUGUAAGAAACAGUCUUUUCUUUAUACUGCACGUCUGUUUUUUUUUUUUUUACUUAUGUUACCUACACAUAUGUAGGAUGAUCACGAGUAUGUUUAGUAUAAUGUAUUAAACAUAUUUACCUUUGUUUUGGUUUAUUUAGCCAAAAUCCCACAAUAGUUGUACCUUGCUGGUUUUUGUGUGUUAAAAUGCUUUAAGGUUGUGCAUACAAACAUUACGUAAUGUCAUUUUUUUUCUCCACAUGCAUCCAAUUAAAAGGGAAGAUUAAAGAAACCACUAAAGGUC
This is a messenger RNA of Oryzias melastigma (Indian medaka), 7143 nucleotides long. It is a transcript of the gene exoc4, whose product is annotated as exocyst complex component 4. Gene Ontology annotation, cellular component: growth cone membrane; exocyst; synapse. The transcript has 20 exons. NCBI's taxonomy places the organism in Eukaryota, Metazoa, Chordata, Actinopteri, Beloniformes, Adrianichthyidae. The coding region runs from base 1711 to 4662 and encodes 983 amino acids. The record is from RefSeq and is a predicted model, not a curated record. Gene Ontology annotation, biological process: Golgi to plasma membrane transport; exocytosis; chemical synaptic transmission.